AUGGAGCAGUUGCAAGCGCCAGGUAGGGUCAGGAAACGAAAGGCGGAGAACCAAAACAGUGAACGACUAAGUAAACGACUGAGUCUACUCAAUCUUGAGCGCGAUGGCCAGCGGCUCUACGUUCCUGUUGAACAGCCGGCUUUCAACAGCCCACCACCGGACCGGAAACCCUCAGCUCUUAAAGAUGUAGAUGUAAUGCAACUGGACGACUCGAAGCAUAAGGUCUAUAUAUAUGACCUCGACGCUGAGCUAUCAGACAGUGGCGAAUCUGACGAUGGCAAGCUAGUCUUCCUGCCUGAUAUCAAAAAACACCUCCAAGUAUCACGAAUACCCCCCUCCAUCCUAGCGAACAGCGACGGCGAAUUAGCAGGGAACAAUCAGCUAGUGCUCUAUAAUAUCCCAAGCUCUCUGACGGUACCCGAGGCACAAGAUAGCGUGCGCAAAGCUAUCAUUGAAACAAGGGCCAGGGCAAGAGCGAAACAGGACGAGAAAGGGAACAACGAUAACCUGAAGACUCCGACAAUCAUCACGCCUGUGGAGAAUGGUCUGGACUCUCGAGACUGGUAUCGUGGCAGGGUCAAUGUAAAUGCGCCUACUCCCACCGAAAGAAUGGCAGAGGAACCGGCAGCUGUAAUAGCUCAGACAGCUACGGACGAUGACCCAGACGCUAUGGAUUUAGGAUAA
Molecule: messenger RNA, 684 nt
Organism: Lachnellula hyalina
Lineage: Eukaryota; Fungi; Ascomycota; Leotiomycetes; Helotiales; Lachnaceae
Exons: 2
Coding region: 1-684 (227 amino acids)
Source: RefSeq, a predicted model, not a curated record